Messenger RNA from Nelumbo nucifera (sacred lotus), 1400 nucleotides. Its product is annotated as cinnamoyl-CoA reductase 1-like. The record is from RefSeq and is a predicted model, not a curated record. NCBI's taxonomy places the organism in Eukaryota, Viridiplantae, Streptophyta, Magnoliopsida, Proteales, Nelumbonaceae. Gene Ontology annotation, molecular function: oxidoreductase activity, acting on the CH-OH group of donors, NAD or NADP as acceptor.
CUCCAUCUCUCUGUUUAUCUCUGCAAAUUAGCUUUAUCAGGCACCAAAGCAGAGUAAGCAGAAGAAAAAGAAGUCGAGAUGCCAGUAGACGGUGCAGCAGUUUCCGGCCAAAUCGUCUGUGUUACGGGUGCAGGAGGUUUCAUUGCUUCCUGGCUCGUGAAACUUCUCUUAGAGAAGGGUUAUACUGUUAAGGGAACCGUUAGAAAACCAGAUGACCCGAAGAAUGCUCAUCUGUGGGAACUUGACGGGGCCAAGGAGAGACUGAUUCUCUGCAAAGCUGAUCUUCUCGAUUACGAGAGCCUUCUCUCUGCUAUUCAAGGAUGCGAUGGUGUUUUCCACACAGCCUCGCCUGUCACUGAUGACCCCGAACAAAUGGUGGAGCCGGCCGUGAACGGAGCCAGAAACGUAAUAAAGGCGGCCGCGGAAGCUAAGGUACGGCGCGUGGUUUUCACGUCUUCGGUCGGAGCGGUGUACAUGGACCCCAACAGGAGCCCGGACAAAGUCGUGGACGAGACGUGCUGGAGCGAUCUUGAGUUCUGCAAAAACACCAAGAACUGGUAUUGUUAUGGGAAAACGGUGGCGGAGCAGGUGGCUUGGGAUGAGGCGGAGCAGAGAGGGGUGGACCUGGUGGUGGUGACGCCGGUGCUGGUGUUGGGUCCGCUGCUCCAGUUGACGGUGAACGCCAGCACAAUUCACAUAUUCAAGUACCUAACGGGUUCGGCCAAGACGUACGCCAACUCGGUGCAGGCCUACGUUCACGUGAGGGACGUAGCGCUGGCUCACGUACUGGUCUACGAGACGCCGUCGGCCUCCGGACGGUACCUCUGCGCCGAGAGCAUCCUCCACCGCGGCGAAGUCGUCGAUAUUCUCGCCAAGUUCUUCCCGGAGUAUCCCAUCCCCACCAAGUGCUCGGAUGAAACCAGGCCGAGGGCGAAACCAUACAAGUUCACGAACCAGAAAAUGAGAGACCUUGGGUUGGAGUUCACGCCGGUGAUGCAAUGCCUCUACGACACCGUCAAGAGCCUGCAGGAGAAGGGCCACCUCCCACUUCCACCUCAGCCCGAUGAAAUAUCUCUUCAAAUUCAUCCUUGAGACUUGAGAUAGAGCUCCACUACUCCCCUCACCCUCAUCCAUCGAUCACCUCCUCCAAUCAAAUAAAUCUUUUGUGUUGUAUGACUUACCUUUAAUUUAUAUGUAUUAUGUAGAUGAUCACCAUGUCCCUUAGACUGAGACAUGGUUGACAUAUAUAUAUAUUUUAUAUUUAUAUCUAUAUCUAUGGAGUAUUCUUAUGUAUAUCUUGUAUGAGUUAGAAUCAUGAAGAGAUUGUGUGUUGUAUGUGGACAUGAACCCAGCUAGUGUGCUCUAUUAAGGAAAAGGGAUUGGUCUGGUAUUUGAAAUUA